Myotis brandtii (Brandt's bat) is the source of this 2148-nucleotide messenger RNA. It is a transcript of the gene UFSP2, whose product is annotated as UFM1-specific peptidase 2. The transcript has 12 exons. The coding region runs from base 684 to 2075 and encodes 463 amino acids. NCBI's taxonomy places the organism in Eukaryota, Metazoa, Chordata, Mammalia, Chiroptera, Vespertilionidae. The record is from RefSeq and is a predicted model, not a curated record.
GUCCGCAGGCCCACGCUCUAUCCACUGAGCCAAAGAGGUCAGGGCUGUUGUUACUUUUAUUCUGUCCACUGACUGUAGCCCCGCAUGGAUAGAUAGCUCAUGUAUUUCCAUCUCAGCGAGUUCAAAACUGACGAAUUUCCACCUCACCUCACCCCACGCCUGCUCUUCCUCCAGAGACCCCACCUCAGUUACUUGUGCCACCGUCCACCCUGCCCUGCACCCAAAAGCCUGGACGUCAUCCUUGGCAUCUUCCUUUUCUCAGCUCCCGAACAUCUGAUCAGUAGUCAAGCUCUGUGGAGCCCACAUCCAUGGCUGUAAAUUCUCACCCUGGACUCUUGCCAUCCUUGUCCUUGCACCAUCAUCAAACCACCCGCCUGGUCUCUGACCUAGUUGUCUAAGCAGGCCUUCCCCAACCCAGGCCGCCUGGAAUGGGCUCUUUCCCCACACACACACCCCCAUCUUUCCUUUGGAAUUGCUCAUACUCAUGCCUGCCCAUCCUUCAGAUCUCAGCUUAAAUAUUUCUUCUGAAGUCUAGGGAGAGUCUAGUGCUUGCACAUGUGACCUUUUAUGGAACCUUCACAGCCAUCCUAUGAAGUUGUAGAUUUUUCCCAUUUUACAGAAGAGUACAGACUACUUCGGUCGUUAGUUAAAUUGUGCAAAAUCAUACAGUGGUUUCAGAGACUAUGGAUAUACUCUUCAGAAUCAGAGGAGGCCUUGAUCUAGCUUUUCAGCUAGCUACUGCUAAUGACAUUUUUAUCCAGAAGGCACUAAAACAUGUGUUGAGUGACCUGUCCGCCAAGCUGUCUUCAAAUGCACUGGUGUUCAGAAUCCGCCACAGCUCGGUGUAUGUGUGGCCUAACAGUGACAUGAACACCAUCCCAGGAGAACUGACAGAUAGUUCUGCUUGUAAGACCUUACUGCGCUUCAUCCAAUUUGAACAGGAAGAAGAUACAAAACGAAAAUUCAUGAGGAAGAAAGACAAAAAGUUAUCAGAUGUGCAUCAAGUAGUAAACAUAGAUCUCAUGCUGGAAAUGUCAACCUCUCAGACCGCCGUAACCCCCGUCAUUGAAAGAGAAAUCGGAGGACACCACUAUGUGACCAUGGCGUUGCCGGUUGAUGCAGUUUUAUCUGUUGCCCCCGAAGAAGCAUGGGGAAAAGUUCGUAAACUUCUAGUGGAUGCAAUUCAUAAUCAGCUAACUGAUAUGGAAAAGUGCAUUUUGAAAUAUAUGAAAGGAACAUCCAUUGUGGUCCCUGAACCACUGCACUUUUUAUUACCGGGGAGAAAAAAUCUUGUAACAAUUUCAUAUCCAUCGGGAAUUCCAGAUGGGCAGCUGCAGGCCUACAGAGAGGAGUUGCACGAUCUCUUCAAUCUGCCUCAUGACAGACCUUACUUCAAAAGGUCUAAUGCUUAUCACUUUCCAGAUGAACCAUACCAAGAUGGUUACAUUAGAAAUCCACACGCUUAUCUCAGUCCACCCAACAUGGAGACUGGUAUGGUUUAUGUGGUCCAGGGCCUGUACGGUUAUCAUCAUUACAUGCAGGAUCGGAUGGAUGACAACGGCUGGGGCUGUGCCUAUCGAUCGCUGCAGACCAUCUGCUCUUGGUUCAAACACCAGGGAUACACAGAGAGGGCCAUUCCGACACACAGAGAAAUCCAGCAGGCUCUAGUUGAUGCCGGGGACAAACCAGCAACAUUUGUGGGAUCACGGCAGUGGAUUGGGUCUAUCGAGGUACAGCUGGUCCUGAACCAACUGAUUGGCGUAACUUCAAAAAUACUGUUUGUCAGCCAGGGUUCGGAAAUGGCCUCUCAGGGACGGGCACUGGCCAAUCACUUCCAGAGUGAAGGAACUCCAGUGAUGAUCGGGGGAGGCGUUUUGGCCCACACGAUACUGGGAGUUGCAUGGAAUGAGAUUACAGGGCAGAUAAAAUUUCUAAUUUUAGAUCCACAUUAUACAGGCGCUGAAGAUCUGCAGGUUAUUUUGGAAAAGGGCUGGUGUGGAUGGAAGGGUCCAGACUUCUGGAAUAAGGAUGCGUACUAUAACUUAUGUCUUCCUCAGCGACCAAACAUUAUUUAAAACGAGGCCCGGUGCGUGAAAUUCGUGCACUCAGGGGCGGCGGGGGGGGGUCCCCUCAGCCCGGCCUAUGCCC